This is a messenger RNA of Pyricularia oryzae 70-15, 2047 nucleotides long. RefSeq names its product superoxide dismutase copper chaperone Lys7. Gene Ontology annotation, biological process: removal of superoxide radicals. Gene Ontology annotation, molecular function: copper ion binding; superoxide dismutase copper chaperone activity. Gene Ontology annotation, cellular component: cytoplasm. The coding region runs from base 694 to 1500 and encodes 268 amino acids. Lineage: Eukaryota; Fungi; Ascomycota; Sordariomycetes; Magnaporthales; Pyriculariaceae. The record is from RefSeq and is a predicted model, not a curated record. The transcript has 3 exons.
GAAAUCCGCGUCACGUUAGUUCUAGUCCUUUGUAAAAGCCUUAGGUACCAAGAACACUCAUCCACUUUGAUAAAAAAUAGAAAUAAAAAUAAAAAACAAUUAUUCUCUUGUGUGCUUACCGGCCCCUUUCUUGUUUUCAUCCAAGACAAACAAGAUCACAUCUAACCAUCAUUCCACAGACUACAACAUACCAAGCCAUCGUCUGAGUUUCGUCUCGUCUUUCCGGUCCAAGCCGCUUUCGAGGCUUUUGUUCUUAUAGUUGCAGAUACGCGAAUUAUUGAUCGUCACUUCGAAAUCUUUCUUUUUUUUUCACAUUUUGUUUUAGCUGCGCAACAGCGCAUUAAGUUCUGAGAUAUCUCGGGCCAACAUCUGCAAAGAGAACUGCCGGCUUUUGGUCGGUCUUUGAUUGAGAAUGGGAGUGAAUCAUCCGUUUCAGGUAUGCCUAGCUUGUAUCUAUCUGUAAUACCUAUUGAUUUCCCUCUCCGGUCUAGAACUAGAUGGUCGUUUACCACGUUCCGACUCCUUACAACUUUGCUUCAUCGCCUCCUUGCCUGCGGUUUUUCCGCAAGCCACAUUCACAAAACAAAGCAAAACUAGCAUCAACCACGCUCUUUGCGGUGCACAUGACAUGUGACAGCUGCGUCAAGGAUGUUUCAGACGCAGUGCAGAAGCUGGGUGGCAUCACCAAAGUAGAUGCAAACCUCAAAGAUCAAUUGGUCUCAAUCGAAGGCACAGGUCCGUUCCUCUCAUUUGGGGGCAUCCCAAACCGAGCCAGCCCCUCCUAGGGUAGCUAGCACCUCUUUAGUCACUUGGUCAAGCUCGACUUUACUAAAUGGGCCACGCAAUCAUUCAGCCGCUCCCUCAGCCAUAGUAGACGCUAUCCAGGCUACUGGAAGAGACGCCAUCCUGCGCGGGUCUGGUUCGUCGGAUAGCGCUGCUGUCAGCAUACUCGAGACCUAUCAGCAUCUGAGUGUUGUUGAGACGCACGAGGAGAGAGCCAAGCGUGAGAGGCAAGUCAGGGGAUUGGCCAGAAUGGUCCAGGUCUCUCCCGAGGUGACGCUGGUGGACUUGACGGUGCGAGGUGUCUCGCCCGGAUCAUAUCAAGUCACAAUCCGCGAGUACGGGAACCUAACGGAAGGCGUCGAGUCGGCUGGUCCGGUCUGGGCCGGGUCCGAUCGUCCCGCCACAAACCCUAGCGCCAACGGUGCCGCCAAGCCCAGGGGCUUUUUGGGGACCGUUCAGGUGGGAAAGGAGGGCCACGGAAGUGUCUUUAUGGAAGCCUCGUUCCAAGUCUGGGAGAUCAUCGGCCACGCCAUGAUCGUAUCUCCGCAUGACGAGGCCGCGAGUGGCGGAAAGAUACUCAAGAAUGACGCGGACACGGUUGCGGGUAUCGUUGCCAGGAGUGCCGGCGUCUGGGGAAACGACAAGACAGUAUGCGCGUGCUCAGGGAAAACAUUAUGGGAGGAACGCAAGGACGAGAUUCAGAAGGGCAUGUUUUAGCGCGCGGAGAUCUAGAAAGACAUACCGAGCAUUUGUGGGCUGGACCUUAGAAACGAGCCUGGUUCCAACAGGCGUGGCAUGUACCUCAUCGAGGCCGUGUAUGAAGAAUGCUUGACCGUCUGCCUCUUUCACGACUGUACAACAUCAGAACCCAGCCUACGGGAGUCCCUGAGAUUAUACCACGCAAACAUCUAGACCAUCCGAGCUUGAUCGACCUUGGCUUUUGUUCAGAUUCAAACACUUGAUGGACAAAAACCUCUGGGCGUUCCUUUCUUCUUCCGAUAUAUGCUUGCAGGGCACUGAUACGUGGUUUUGAUCAACCUAAAGUUGUCCACUGGGGCCCUGUGAGGCUGUCGCUGAGUUAAGCUGUCGUCGGUUUUGGUCUGGUCUUUUCCGUAGCCAAGACUUUCUUAGUUGAACAGCUAAGGUAGAUCUCUGCUAAUCAGGUGCCUUGGUUGGUCCAGCAUCAACCCAAAGGAAACAUUCGGGAAAGAAAAAAAAGGGGGGUUGCAUGUCUCUCUUCCUCUCUCUGUGUCUCUAACACCCC